AAAGUCACAAUUUCCAUAUAAAGGACUGAAAGAAACAAUUGGUCCAUGUUCUUUUCCGCCAAUCGGAACAAUUUUACUCAGUUGUCCGCACGCGCCACCGGUAUUCCCGGCGGCUGCCUACGUUAUGGCGGAGAUAAGCUACUCCUCGCCCAGCGUCGGUGACCUCUCCUCCUACUCCGCAACCGCGCCGCGACCUGUCAAAAUUAUCCAGUUACAGCAUCCGACCACGUCCACCACCAGCACACCGCCGCAGUCGUCGUCGUCAUUUUUGGGGAAAUGGAGGGGGAAGAUGAAGAGGAUGACUUGGGCGGAGUGGAUUGAAUUGUUCCUACCAUGCUACCGCUGGAUUCGCACCUACAAAUGGCGAGAGUAUCUGCAGCCAGACCUCAUGUCUGGCAUCACCGUCGGCGUCAUGCUCGUCCCACAGUCUAUGUCGUACGCAAAGCUAGCUGGACUUCACCCAAUAUAUGGACUUUACUCCGGUUUCGUACCUAUAUUUGUGUAUGCUGUUUUCGGGUCGUCUCGCCAGCUUGCUAUUGGGCCUGUUGCACUGACGUCCCUUCUGGUGUCUAAUGUACUGGGAAGCAUUGUUGACUCAUCAGAAGCACUAUACACCGAGCUUGCGAUACUAUUGGCACUUAUGGUCGGUGUUUUCGAAUGCAUUAUGGGGCUUUUAAGGCUUGGAUGGCUUAUUCGAUUCAUCAGCCAUUCUGUGAUUUCUGGUUUUACUACUGCUUCAGCCAUUGUGAUUGCGUUGUCUCAGGCAAAGUAUUUCUUGGGCUAUGAGAUAGAACGUAGCAGCAAAAUUAUUCCACUGGCCAAGAGCAUUAUUCUAGGAGCGGAUAAGUUCUUAUGGCAACCUUUCGUCAUGGGCUCUAUCAUAUUAACUAUCCUUCUGACCAUGAAGCAUUUGGGAAAUUCUAGGAAAUCUCUGCGGUUUUUACGAGCAUCUGGUCCCCUUACAGCUGUAGUUCUGGGUACAACCUUUGCGAAAGUGUAUCAUCCAUCUUCAAUUUCGUUGGUUGGUGAAAUACCUCAAGGGCUGCCAAAGUUUUCCGUCCCAAAGGAAUUUGGGUAUGUACAGUCUUUGAUUCCUACAACAGUUCUCAUUACUGGGGUGGCAAUUUUGGAAUCUGUGGGGAUUGCCAAAGCACUUGCAGCGAAGAAUGGAUAUGAGUUGGAUUCCAAUCAAGAGUUAUUUGGCCUUGGCGUGGCAAAUAUUGUUGGCUCUUUCUUUUCAGUCUACCCUACAACUGGAUCGUUUUCUAGGUCAGCCGUGAAUCAUGAAAGUGGAGCCAAAACUGGUUUAUCUGGAAUAGUUAUGGGAAUUAUUAUGGGAUGUGCACUUCAAUUCCUGACCCCAUUGUUUGAGUAUAUACCCCAGUGUGCUCUGGCAGCCAUUGUAAUUUCUGCUGUUAUUGGACUGGUGGAUUAUGAUGAGGCUACUUUCUUGUGGCAUGUGGAUAAGAGAGACUUUCUCCUCUGGACCAUUACCUGCACUGUUACCUUGUUCCUUGGCAUUGAGAUUGGUGUCCUUGUUGGUGUUGGUGUUUCACUUGCUUUUGUCAUCCAUGAAUCAGCGAAUCCACAUAUUGCUAUCUUGGGACGGCUGCCUGGCACUACUGUAUAUAGAAACAUCCAGCAGUAUCCAGAAGCAUAUACAUACAAUGGAAUAGUGAUUGUUCGGAUUGAUGCACCAAUCUAUUUUGCCAAUAUAAGUUACAUCAAGGACAGGCUCCGAGAAUAUGAAAUUGAAUCUGAUGGAUCUAGACGACGUGGCCCUGAAGUCACAAGAGUUCAUUUUGUAAUAAUCGAGAUGGCUCCCACCACUUACAUAGACUCUAGCGCCGUUCAAGCUUUCAAAGACUUGCAUCAGGAAUACAAAUCAAGGAACAUUCAGAUUGCUAUUUCCAAUCCAAAUGGGGAUGUCCUGCUGACCCUAACAAGAUCUGGGGUGGUCAAUCUAAUAGGCAGAGAAUGGUAUUUUGUUCGAGUACAUGAUGCUGUCCAAGUUUGUCUGCAACAUGUUCAGAGAUUAAACGAGUCCCCUAGGACCCAGUCGUCGUUGCUGGAAAAUAAAUCAAGCCUUUUCCAGAGAGUACUGAGACAGAGACAAGAGGAAGUGUCUCUCUCUCAGUUGGAGUCAGGUAACAGGGAAAUUGAUACCAGUCAUCUGGAGCCCCUAUUGUCAAAGAAGGCCUGAAGAACUCAUUCUUGUGCUCUUUGUAUUAUCAAGUUUGGCUAUGGCUAUGUAUGUAUAAUUGUGUAUCCAUUGUUUGAAUUCACUGAUUAUGAUGUAUGUUGCUGUAAUUGUAUUCAUAUUGAUUGUAGUACGGAUGGGCUGAUCUGUUUCAACCAUCCAAGUGUUCAUAUGGUACUUCCGUUUUUGUUCUAUAAUGGUGCUUUCUGGUAAAACAGAUGUGGAAUAAUAAUUCUAUUGUUCUUUUGGAUCUCA
Sesamum indicum (sesame) is the source of this 2455-nucleotide messenger RNA. RefSeq names its product sulfate transporter 4.1, chloroplastic. Gene Ontology annotation, cellular component: membrane. The record is from RefSeq and is a predicted model, not a curated record. Gene Ontology annotation, molecular function: secondary active sulfate transmembrane transporter activity. Lineage: Eukaryota; Viridiplantae; Streptophyta; Magnoliopsida; Lamiales; Pedaliaceae. Gene Ontology annotation, biological process: sulfate transmembrane transport.